AUGGGCUACGUAAAAUUCGAGUUGAAUCUUCAAUCAGCUAGCAAUCUUCAAAACAUACGACGACUAUUUGGGAGGAUGAAAGUUUACGCAAGGGUUACAGUUAACGACGACGGCAGUACACUGGUUAAAACUCCGGUCGACAAGACCGGCGGUACUAAUCCUGUAUGGGAAUUUCAGGCCAAGUACAUCAUAAACAAAUCGGCCUUCCGUCCGCAAGAUGACACCAUGCUUACCAUCAGGUUAUAUUAUAAGCGGUCUCGCGGCGGCGAUGGGUAUAUCGGUGAGGUUAGGGUUCCGCUGAAGGAACUUUUUCAACGUUCAAAUCAAGGUCGUGAUGAAGUAUUUGAGACGCGCGUUGUUGCAGAUCCAAUGCAACUACUUAACUUUUCAUAUAAGUUUACAAGGAUGACCAACACACAGACUACGGGUUGUGACUGGAUGAUGAGAUUGUGCAAAUUGUGCAAAUUUUACUUGCGACUGCGAUUUAGGUCGGUACUCGUAGUCCUUGUUGUGAACUUAAGCAAUACCAAAGACUUACGACGACUAUUUGGCAAGAUGAAAGUCUACGCAAGGGUUAAAGUUAAAGACGACGCCAAUACAGUGGCUGAAAAUCCGGUCGACAUGAACGGCAAAACAAAUCCUGUCUGGAACUUUCGAGCCAAAUACAUCUUAAGCAAAUCGGCCGUCCAGCGAGAUGGCACCAUGCUUACUGUCAAGUUAUACUAUCGGCGGUCUUUCGGCCGCGAUGGGUACAUCGGCGAGGUCCGUGUUUUUAUUGUGAAAACUAUUGGGAUGAAAAAUACACAAUGA
Ilex paraguariensis (yerba mate) is the source of this 810-nucleotide messenger RNA. Lineage: Eukaryota; Viridiplantae; Streptophyta; Magnoliopsida; Aquifoliales; Aquifoliaceae. The record is from the annotation of a GenBank genome assembly.